Messenger RNA from Colletotrichum higginsianum IMI 349063, 1995 nucleotides. RefSeq names its product Serine threonine-protein kinase chk2. The record is from RefSeq and is a predicted model, not a curated record. Gene Ontology annotation, biological process: protein phosphorylation; mitotic DNA damage checkpoint signaling. NCBI's taxonomy places the organism in Eukaryota, Fungi, Ascomycota, Sordariomycetes, Glomerellales, Glomerellaceae. The transcript is spliced from 5 exons. Gene Ontology annotation, molecular function: protein binding; protein serine/threonine kinase activity; ATP binding. Bases 1 to 1995 code for a protein of 664 amino acids. Gene Ontology annotation, cellular component: nucleus.
AUGGCUCCUCAAUCCGAAAAGAGCCAAUUGAAACGAACUAGAGGUUCUCUGCCAGAAUCGGACCUGGAUGCGAAGAAACCCCGCCGCUCCCAGAGGUUGUCGCCCGAACCAAACGACAAGACUCCGGUUUCCAACAAGCACCAACUUCCCUCCCCCGUUACGAGGGUCGAUUCAGACGAAAUCUACAAGGAGCCCACCGCAACGCCCCCGGAAGGACGACCUAGCCAGGUGAACCAUCGCGACAAGGACGAUGCAUCGCAAGCCGUGAAUAAUAUCUCGUCGCCGCCGCAGGAUACGCAGGCCUUCUCGCAAUACCCUCAGGAGACGAAGGACGCCCUUUCGGAUGAGGUCCAGGAUGAGGUGAAGGAGGGCGUCUGGGGCUAUUUAUUCCCACUCGACACGAAAUAUGGCAAGGUCGUCGUCAUGAAGAAGAGAGCUGCUUGCCCGUUGCCAGAUACCGUCGAAGCGGCAAAAGACUUGACGGCUAAGGACCAUAAGGGGAAGUCGGCUCUGCAAAGGGAGGAGGAGGCUUACGAGCGCACAAAGGUGAAGGGGGUUGCCUCGGGCGGGUACUUGAUCGGACGUCACCCAGAGUGCGACAUUGUCGUGGACGACCCCAUUGUUUCAAAUCGGCACUGCCUUAUCUUCUCCGAGAACAAGGGUGGCGACAACGUGGCCAUCGUAGAGGACCUGUCUAGCAACGGAACCUUCGUAAACGAGGCCAACGUAGGCCGGAACAAGAGAAGAGAGCUUCAGGAACAGGACGAAAUCGCUGUCAUUGACAAGGCCCGUUUCAUCUUCCGAUACCCAAAGACCCGGCAAUCCAGCGCCUUUCUGAACCAGUAUACGCUGCUGGAGAAGCUCGGCAAGGGCCAUUUCGCCGAAGUGUUUUUGUGUGUUGAAAAAUCCACCGGCCAAAGGUACGCCGUCAAGAUCUUCACCAAGACUGCCGGCAUGGAUGAGAGGUCGAAGCAGGAGGGGCUACAGCAAGAAAUCGCAGUUCUCAUGGGCGUGAGCCACCCCAAUGUCCUCUGCUUAAAGGACACGUUCAAUGAGCGGAACGCUGUGUACUUGGUACUCGAGUUGGCGCCCGAAGGCGAGCUGUUUAACUUCAUUGUCAUGAAGCAGAAGCUGAGCGAGGAUGAAUCGCGCAAGCUGUUCAAACAACUGUUCCAGGGCAUCAAGUAUCUGCACGACCGCAAUAUUGUACACCGUGAUAUCAAGCCCGAGAACAUUUUGAUGGUUGACAAAGAUCUCCACGUCAAGUUGGCCGACUUUGGCUUGGCGAAGAUUAUCGGUGAGGAGUCUUUCACCACAACCUUGUGCGGUACGCCUAGCUAUGUAGCACCCGAGAUUUUGGCCGAGGGUAGGCACCGAAAGUACACCAAAGCGGUGGAUAUCUGGUCUCUUGGUGUGGUGCUUUACAUCUGCCUGUGUGGCUUCCCGCCGUUCUCGGAUGAGCUGUACUCGAACGAUUUUCCUUUUACGUUGUCGCAACAAAUCAAGAACGGACGUUUCGACUAUCCUUCCCCGUAUUGGGAUUCCGUCGGAGACCCCGCUCUUGACUUGAUCGACUCCAUGCUGGUCGUCGACCCCGAACGUCGUUACACUGUUGAUCAGUGCCUCAACCACCCCUGGAUGACACAGAAUCAGCCGGGUGUCAAUGACAGCACCGAUGGCCUGGUCGGCGGCAUCCAAGGCUUGGAAGUUCACCGGCGAGGUAUUACUAGAGAGCGGACUUUACUGAGCUCGUUGAACUCGGUACAAGUCGCUACCAGGCCGCCCGUUGGGGACAGCAAACAGCCCGUCCACAUCUAUGCUAAGAACACAAAAAAGAUGGCGCCGAAGGAAACUGAUCCCCACGGAGAACGGAACGUGAGCGAAUUCGUCGAAAUGGGUGGCAAGGGCGACCAGCCACUCUUUGGCACCGACGGCGAAAGUGUGUACUCCAAGGAGGAUAUCAGUGGCGGCAAGGACAAGAACGGCAAGAAGUAG